Molecule: messenger RNA, 2673 nt
Organism: Chara braunii
Lineage: Eukaryota; Viridiplantae; Streptophyta; Charophyceae; Charales; Characeae
Source: the annotation of a GenBank genome assembly
CUUUACUGCAUUACAUGAAGAUGUAAGCAAUAUCACAGGCUGGGCUAUUUCCUGAGGUCAUGUGUCAGUUUUGCAAAGGGAUAAAAGUUCAUAUAACGCUACUGCGCAAUCGAUGGGAUGGAUAGUUUUUCUUCCAACUGCCCAGUAACUUUCAGUGUGCUCAACUUUUUUUUUUUUUUUUUUUUGUUCUGAGGCGAUUGAUUGCGGCAAGGAGCCAGCUUCCAGUCUUCCUGUGCGACGGCGACGUCUUCCGAUAGAAGAUAACAGUUCUGCAGCUUCAAAGGUAUUGGUCAUUUGAAAUGGAUUUCAGCUUUCAGGGGGCAGGCAUGGGUAAACAGAUGACUGGUGGUCUCCUCCUCAGGAGAGGCGUGGGCAAAAACCUCGUCACCGUCCACGCGCGAAGACGGAAUUCCGCUGUGCAAAAAGCGGUUAUUUAGUCCCCGGGCUGAAGAGAGAAGUAGACUGAACGGAAGGCGCCGGUCGUUCUAUCAGACGAGUACGAGUACAUUGCUACUUGGUCUCCUCCUCAGGAGAGGCAUCACUGUCCACGCGCAAAGACGGAGUACCGCUGUGCAAAAAGCUGUUAUGUAGUCCCAUGCUGAUGAGAGAAGUAGACCGAACCGAGGGCGCCGGUCGCUCUAUCAGACGAAUACGAGUGCAUUGCUACUUGGUCUCCUCCUCAGGAGAGGCACGGGCAAAGCUCAUCAUUCAUUGCCCAUGCACAACGACGGAGUAUCACUGGGCACAAAGCAGUUAUGCGAGUUCCCGGGCGGAAGAGAGACGUUGGCCUUAGGCGCCAGUCGUUCUAUGAGGAGGACAUUAUUUGCUACUUCAAGCAUGUCGAAGAAUGCUCAAGCUUUUCAAAAUGUAGCCUUCCAUGUUUCGGCAGAUGCAUGAGGACAAACACUUCGAGGACCGUGAGAGCUAUUUUCUGUGCUACGGAGAGCAACUUCUGAGCUUCAGCCAAGAGAUAACAGAUGUGCUACCCAAAAGGGGAAAAAAAAAAAAAAAAGCACAGAUCUGCCGUCGGGACGAGGACAGUGAGCGCAGUGAGACACCAGCUGUGUGUGUAAAGAUAACCCUUGUCCGGCAUCUUAAGCGGGAAUCCCCGACUUCGGUGAGGGUUACGACGGCCAAUCCACGCUUCACCACAUCGCGAUGAAGAUAUGUCAACGCUUCACCGCAGCGUGAUGAAGAUGCUACCUCCGAAUUGGCCAAUGCACUCUUCACCGCAGCGCGAUGAAGAUAUGUCGACGUGAAGUCUGGCCUCAGUCAUACAAGACCUGCUCCUUCAAAGGCAGCAGAGAGCAGUGGCUAAGAGUGGACUAUAUGUAGAGCGUCGAAGAUAUUGAUGUGAAAAAAAAAAAAAAAAGAUGUCGAUGCAGAGCGAUGAAUGCGAAGUCAGAGAUAUGUGGAUGUGAAGUAUCGUCAUCUCGCACAAAACCACCUGCCUUCGCACAUGCGACAGAGACGAGCUGUUAUUAUGCAAACAAUCAGAGACCGGUCAGCAAAUCUGUGCAUCCUUUCGUCUUGUGAGUGACAGGCAAACGGCGGUGCCUCGGAGGAAGCAGCUUUGUCUUGCGAGCAGAAAUUUUUUUCUCCGUGAUUCCGUGAGCAUGGCACAUGGGGACUACGCUGCCGUGCAGAGUUUGUCGAGAGGGGUGCAAGCAUCAAAUGCAGCUGUCUAUGCAACUUGUCACGUCUUGCGAGCAGAAAGUUUUUUCUCCGCGAUUCCGUGAGCAUGGCACAUGGGGACUAUGCCGCCGCGCAGAGUUUGUCGAGAAGGGGUGCAAGCGUCGAAUGCAGCUGUCUAUGCAGCUUGUCGUCUUGCGAGCAGAAAUUUUUUUCUCCGUGAUUCUGUGAGCAUGGCACAGGGGAACCAUGCUGCCGUGCAGAGUUUGUCGAGAGGGGUGCAAGCAUCGAAUGCAGCUGUCCAUGCAGCUUGUCGUUUUGCGAGCAGAAUUUUUUCCUCUCUCGUUCCGUCCAACACGGUUGAGUGCACACACGAAUUGUGUGAGGGAGAUUCCGCGGAUGCUUCUCAAUCAGGGUAUUCUUGAGUUGUGAGACGGUAGGUUAGCCGACAGCGCUGCAAAUAGUAAGCUAUUUCCAGCCAUGAAUGUGGUCCCCGUUCGAGUCCAAAUGCAUGCAGGGAAGGCCUAGGACGGUGCGUAUGGGGUAAGGCAUCUGCAUGUGUCUUCUGUUCUCUUUAAGGAAACUUUGGAAGAGUAUCUUGAGGGCCAUGGAGCGGGGCAAACAGGCAGCUCGGUCGGCCGGCAGUUUAAGGUGGGGGGAAAGCGAGGGAUGGACAGGGCAGCUGGUCAACCGCCACGGCCCUGGGAGUAGCACUCUGCUGUGCGGCAAUCAGGCAGCUCAGUCGGGGGGUAGUUGUGGGUUGGGGAGGGAACGAAUGGGCAGGGAAGGUGCGCACCCAUUUCCCAGGGAACAGUACCAUGCAGCUUUGUGUCCUGUUUCUUCCGUCUAUAUAAGUCAAAUGGUUUAGGACAAAUCCGACAAAAUGAAAGGCGAAACGCCAUAUGAUGGGACGCUCAUGCUGAUGAGACUGAUCCAUGGAUGUGGUGCAGAUACGAUGUUGUUGAGUUGAUACAAAACAUGAACUUGAGAUAGUUGUGCUUCCCCCCCCAAAAAAAAAAAAGAUAAAAGUUCUCCUAACAG